AUGCAUAUUCAGCCUAGCAAUCCUUGUUUCCCAGAUAUCGCUUUCGUCGACGCAAAAUGUGAACAUUGUGAUUCAGGGAGCAACACCAAUUCUUUGAAACAGAUGAUAACUUUGUAUGCACUACAUUGGAUUGGUGGCCUCUUGAAAAUGCAACUACAAUCAAUGUCCUUGGGGAAAGGCUGGAAUUUUAAAUUUGCAUUCAAUCCUUUAAGAAUCAAAAUUGGUGGGUCGUUGCAAGAUCAUGUGGUGUACGGAGUAGGAGGAGUUAAGAAUUGCCCCAAUUUCAUCAAAAAUGAAGAUAGUUUAUUUGGAUUCUCUCAGGGCUGCCUUCCCAUGGAAAGAUGGGACCAACUCAAUAAUUUUUUCAAUCAAACUGGAGUAAAGGUUACAUUCGGGUUGAAUGCUCUUCUCGGAAGAAAUCGGUCAGAAAUCGAAAAGGGUCUUUGGGUUGGCGAUUGGCAAUCGCAAAAUGCAGGGGAUUUCAUGAAGUAUACUAUUUCCAAGGGAUACAAAGUUGAUUCUUAUGAAUUUGGAAAUCAACUCUCCGGAGCUGGGAUGGGUGCAAGCGUUGAGGCUGAACAAUAUGGAAAAGACAUAGUAGUACUUAAGAAUCUAGUGAAAGAAUUACACCCAGAUCCAAAAACUCAACCAAAGGUUCUAGGUCCUAGUGGCUAUUAUGAUGAGAAAUGGUUUAAUUCCUUCCUAGAAGUUUCAGGACAUGAUGUUGUUGAUGGAGUUACACACCAUAUCUAUAAUCUUGGACCGGGUGAUGAUCCAAACAUGAUUGCCAAGAUUCAAGAUCCAUCUUACUUAAAUCAAGUUUCCCAAACCUAUAAAGGUGUUUUGAAUAUUGUCAACAAGUUUAAACCGCAGUCGGGAGCUUGGGUUUCUGAAUCUGGCGGAGCUCUCCACGGCGGUACUAAAGAUUUGUCCCCAACUUUUGCUGAUGGAUUUUGGUAUCUUGAUCAAUUGGGAAUGGCUUCUGUUAGAGUAGUAACUAAAGCAGUUGUUAUAACGGUUACUGUUUAA
Molecule: messenger RNA, 1029 nt
Organism: Gossypium raimondii (Peruvian cotton)
Lineage: Eukaryota; Viridiplantae; Streptophyta; Magnoliopsida; Malvales; Malvaceae
Product: heparanase-like protein 2
Exons: 6
Coding region: 1-1029 (342 amino acids)
Cellular component (GO): plant-type cell wall; membrane
Molecular function (GO): beta-glucuronidase activity
Source: RefSeq, a predicted model, not a curated record